Messenger RNA from Ornithodoros turicata, 1340 nucleotides. RefSeq lists its product as uncharacterized. Lineage: Eukaryota; Metazoa; Arthropoda; Arachnida; Ixodida; Argasidae. The transcript has 6 exons. Bases 99 to 890 code for a protein of 263 amino acids. The record is from RefSeq and is a predicted model, not a curated record. Gene Ontology annotation, molecular function: DNA binding.
UCCGUCCGUUGCCGUAGGCCGUUACCUUUCUGUUGCGUGAGAUUUGAGUGUGUCAUCGCUGUUCGUAUUUCAGUCAUUGUUCUGGUGUGUUGUCUAACAUGAGCCACAUUUUGGUGAAAUGGAUGGCGGAGGAAGCCUGGGACGUAUAUCCCAUCACAUGUGUCCUGGACAGUAAGAUCGCUGCAACUAUCGCCAAGAAGCCCGCGUCCGUUGGCGGGUACACCGGGAAAGUAUUCGACAUUUUGUGGGAUCCUUCGAAGGAGCCUUCGCCAGCCUAUUUAGUAGCAGCAGGUGAUCUGAACAAAAUGGAAAAAUUAAGAACGGAGUUAGCACAGCAGUCAUCAUCUGGGGAACGUGAGCACACUACAGCACCUGACAAGAGUUCUAACACGUCGCAGAGUGAGAAAUGCUGUACACACAGAGCUGAGGUAAAGCGACUUCGCAAUGAAAUGAGGGACUUGGAGGCUAGGCUUCACGAGGCUGAAAGCAAACACGAAGCAGCAAAAAUGGUGAAGCGUCUUGAAAAAAUCAUCAGCAAGGUCCAGAACAACAAUGUGACUUCCACAAGCCAUGACGAAACAAAGGUGGACAUUGCAAAUGGCGUCUUGGUGGAUAAAGUUGUCCUGGAUAGGCUCCACAACACAUUCCAGGGGAAUCGGUGCAAGUUUGCGCGAAACCUUACCCGGAUACUCUUCACAGCUGAGGACCUCCGUGGCCGUUCAUUGUAUGGGACACCGUCCAAUGUAAAGAAAGAUGCUCCAACGAAGCCAGGCCUUGACAAGACACGCCUGAAUGCGAUUCUUGAUUACACAUCAAGCAAGUUCGGCACUCCGCUCCCACCUAUUAAAAGAAGCCUCGCCUCCAUGUUGCUGAACCUAAAGGACGCUUGAGUGCACCUCUGUGUUAGCCAUGGCAUCACGCCGCAAGUAGUUUCUGAUUGUAAUUUUUUUUUUGUUAUUAUGCCAGAAGGUCCAAUGGCAGUCUACCAGAACUAGUCAACUUUUUCUGCCACCUAUUUUUCAGCCACCCGUUGUGUUGGAGAUCAGGGUACUCCUAGUCAGUUGUAUUUUUUCAUGACAUGUAGCAUUUGUACUCACAUUUACUGUUGCUUGAUCUGUGCCAGGCACACACGGUACCUGGGGGUAGGUUGUCAUUCACACAAGAAAAAUUUGACCGUUCCACAUGUUACAAAGGUUUUUAAGAGCUCAGCCGAUAGACUCAGCUAUUGGUGUAAUUUUUACUGAAAAGCACAGUGACUAAGCAGUGAGCACAUGCAGCUACAAACCAUAAAGCGAUUCAGAAAUCAAGUUCAGUGCAAGCUUGCGUGCAGAGUCCGCAAU